AUGCACUUAUUUCCGGCCACAGAGAGCCAUCGUCCGAAGACAUCAACAGCGCGGCAAGGCAUCACAGUGUCGACACUUUCUAAAAAAGUUAACGAUUUGGAAGAAGAGCGAAUGAGUUCGGGUGACGAGCGAGCACGCUUGAGGACCGACAAUGCAGUGCUCACGGAGCGUGUACAUAUUUUGGAGGAACAGUUACAAGCUGCUGAGCAGAGGUGGAAAGAGAAAUUAGCAGAAGAAAAAGCCCGAAAUCGAGAUCUGAUAUCCCGAGUGGAGCGCGAGAAACAGCUGGAGAUGGAAAGCGCUACUCUUAAGUAUCAGGUUCUGGAAAAGGACUGCGCCGGAAUGAGAAAAGAGAGGGACAAGCUGCACAGUGACAUGCUUAAUUUGCAAAUUAGCCUUGAUAGCACGCGGGAGCAGCUGAUUGAGGCCAAUUCAAUCUGCGAGGCACUGGAAGAAGCGCGACUGAAAGUUGAAAGGGAAUUCAAAAGGUUUCGUGAAGAAGCGCAGCAGGACAUUGACAGCAGCUCGGAAUUGGUCGAGGAACUUUCCCGGCAAACUGACGAACUGAAGCGUCAAAAAAUUGAAGCAGCGCCGCGUGCUUCCGUUACAGAACAGAUAAUUUCGCUAGAAAAUGAAGUGAUUCGUUAUCGGAAAGAAAAUAAGGAACUGAGAAAGCAGAAUGAAGAUUUGCAAGCACAGCUCAUACAUGAAUCCAUUGAAGCCGGACAAAAUUUGCUUCUCGAGGAGGAUCGGAAGCCAUCGUUGGCCGAGGAACUAAGUGGCAAAGAUUCAACAGAGCUUAUGAAUGCCUUGAAAGAGCAGGAGAUAUGUAAUCAAAAACUGCGCAGCUACAUUAAUGGUAUUCUGAUGCGAGUUAUUGAAUUGCAUCCUGAAAUUUUGGAAAUUAAAGAGAAAGACGAGAAACAAUCCGCAGAUGGCAGCUGA
Gongylonema pulchrum is the source of this 945-nucleotide messenger RNA. The record is from the annotation of a GenBank genome assembly. NCBI's taxonomy places the organism in Eukaryota, Metazoa, Nematoda, Chromadorea, Rhabditida, Gongylonematidae.